This is a messenger RNA of Knipowitschia caucasica, 1026 nucleotides long. Lineage: Eukaryota; Metazoa; Chordata; Actinopteri; Gobiiformes; Gobiidae. The record is from the annotation of a GenBank genome assembly.
AUGGAGACAAGGAGAAAAGUGAGAAGGAUCAUAAAACUGGAGAAUGAGGACUCUCGACUCGCUGAGACCAUAAUACAUGAGCAUGUAGAGAAGCAGCGGUUGCGAUUGCAGCAGGAGGAACUGGCUCAGAGACAGGCUGAGGCCAGAGACAAAUUAAGUGCUGAGGUGACGCGUGAACUCAAGCAGAAGAGAGAGCAGCAACUUCUGCAGAUCCAUCUGGUGCAAGAACAGAUGAAGACACGCCACCAAUGUGGGCUGGAGUCAGAGUGCAGGAAGGCCCAGCAAAGGUGGCGGCGGACGGAAAAGUGUGCUCAGAACAAUAAGCGCCUUCUGGAGGAACGGCAUAAAAGUCAGGCGCAGGAGGAGAGAGAGACCCAGAAGGAGACAAAACAGGAAGAGUACGAGGAGCAAGUGGAGAUGGCCAUCCAUAGAGCUUCCAUGGAAAACCGUAUCGCUCUUCCUCUGUGGGGCCAAAGAAACGGUGAAGUCGAUAAUCGCCUUCACUUCUACAAGGACGGACAAGGCUUCAUCGUGAACUCCAAGAGAAAGUUUGAGCCUCGUCAGUCUUUAAUUUUGACCGAUGAGACGCCCAAAAAACAGGUGACAGUACCUCAAGGCAACACCUCUCCAAAACCAAAGAGUGUGAAACGACUUGGAUUAAAACUGGAGAUGGCCCUUCUUUAUCAGUCAGAUUACAUCACCUCCAGCCACGAUGAUACCUCUCCUCUCUCUCCAUGUGACAAGCUUUCACUGUGGGCACAAAACCAGGCCAUGUGCUCUGAUGUCCCGUCUGCCAAAAUAACUCAGCAGUUUCUCAUACAGCUGGUGAGUGCGGAGAGGCAGCCCCGCCCUGUGGACCCGGAGCCCGGGCCAAUGGCUGAGCGCAGGGAGGCGCUGCUUCUCCGGGAUCACGCCAUGAUUUACGCACGGUUUACACCGGUGACGAAGCGAUAUACUCUGGAGCAGUCCAACCGGGAGACACCGGCUAUCAGCAACUGUGUAGGGAAGUACAGUGGACACAAUUAA